Messenger RNA from Kwoniella botswanensis, 1881 nucleotides. RefSeq lists its product as uncharacterized. Gene Ontology annotation, biological process: phosphorylation; xylulose metabolic process. Bases 1 to 1881 code for a protein of 626 amino acids. Lineage: Eukaryota; Fungi; Basidiomycota; Tremellomycetes; Tremellales; Cryptococcaceae. Gene Ontology annotation, cellular component: cytosol. The record is from RefSeq and is a predicted model, not a curated record. The transcript is spliced from 5 exons. Gene Ontology annotation, molecular function: D-xylulokinase activity.
AUGUCAGCGCCCUACUUCCUGGGACUGGACGCAUCCACACAGUCACUCAAAGCCUCCUUGCUUUCGGUCAACCUGGACGUAAAGUCAGAAUGUAGUAUACAUUUCGACACCGACCUGCCUCAUUAUGGUACCAAGGGAGGAGUAUUGUUCGGGGAGAAGGGGGAGGUACAUUCACCCGUCCUGAUGCUGGUAGAAGCUAUGGAUAUGCUGUUCGACAAGAUAAAGAACGCUGGAUGGGAAGUGGACAACAUCAGAGGUGUGGCUGCAGCUGGCCAGCAACACGCUUCCAUCUAUUGGUCCGAAUCGUCCUCUCAACUCCUCUCAUCGCCUGACCCCUCCUCACCGCUCCUUUCCCAGCUCAGCACAGCCUUCUCCCGACCAAUCAUUCCCAACUGGCAAGAUUCAUCUACUACACGUGAAUGUCGAGCACUAGAAGAAGGUGUAGGAGGUCAAGAAGCUCUUGCACAGAUCACAGGAUCAAAGGCCCACGAGAGGUUCACAGGCGCUCAGAUUAUGCGAUUCAGACGUAUUGAUCCAGCUGCGUACGAUGAAACGGAUCGGAUUAGUCUGGUCAGUAGUGCUGUCACCACACUGCUAUGCUUGGAUGGGGAAGUCAAGGGGAUAGACGAGAGUGAUGCUUGUGGGAUGAAUCUCUGGUCUAUGAACAAGGAAGAGCGAGGUUGGUCUGAAGAGCUACUCGAGGUCAUAGCUGGGACGGAAGGAGUUGAAGAACUUGCUAGAAAGUUGGGCAAGGUGGAAAGUGACGGAGGAAAGGUUGUGGGGCAUAUCGGCAGGUGGUAUGUCGAGAGAUAUGGCUUUAGUCCGGAAUGUCUGGUGUUUCCCGGUACAGGAGAUAAUCCAGCUACCUUUCUGAGUUUAACUUUGAGAGAAAGUGAAGGUUUGAUCUCACUAGGCACAUCCGAUGUCGUCCUGGUCUCCACUAGCAAUUAUCAUCCUCAUCCGGAACAUCACGCUUUCUUCCAUCCUGCUCAGAUAGCUCCACCGAGUGUACAAGACAAUGAGAAAAGGGAAGGUGCAGAAUCAUUAAGGUAUUUCAACAUGCUGGUGUAUAAGAACGGCUCUUUGACUCGUCAACAUGUACGAGAUCUGUACUUCGACAAAUCAUGGGAGGCGUUCAAUGCAGCUGUUGAAGCGUUGCGUCCUAAAUCAGUUGAAGAUUUGCCUGCAAAAGCUGCUUUCUGGUGGUUGCUUCCGGAUAUAGUGCCUCAUGGCGCUCACGGUAUAUACAAGUACAUCACCGACCCCUCAGUCGGCUCCUACUUCGAAGUUGAGACAGCAAAGCGAGUGAAAGAAUUCGAGAAUGUCCAACAAGAAGCUUUGGCGAUACUAGAGUCUCAGUUACUCAACUAUCGAUCAAGGUCUUCAUCGAUACUGGAAGAAUCUCCUGAUCCAUCUUUCCCUUCUACGGCCGGUAUUGAAAUCUCCCUACCUCGUUUAACCAGAGUCUAUGCUACUGGAGGAGCGAGUGCAAACCGCACGAUCCUAUCACUUAUGGCUGAUGUGUUGUGUACCCAGAUAUGUAAGAAUGUAGAUUUCCUAGAUGGAGAAUGGAGGGACGUACAGUGGAACUCUUGCAGUGUCGGUGUAGCCUACAAGGCCAGAUGGGGUUGGGAAAGAACGAGACAGGGUCGAGAGUGGAUAAGCUUCGACCAAGUGAUUCAGGAGUGCAGGGACGAACGAAGAAGGAUCAGAGGUGGACAAGGUCAAGGUCAAGGUCAAGAGGUUGAUUUAGCAGAGGAAGGUAUAAGGGUAAUCGCCACCCCGGGUGAAGGGGCUAGGGCGUAUGAGAGAAGGGUGGAAUGGUGGAGGGAACUGGAGGCGAAAGCCUUGGAAGAUCAGCAAAAAGACGAGAUGCAGUGA